AUGUCAUUUGGCUUCACUCGUUCCACUACGGAAUCGGCCAACUACUAUUCUAAGCAAAAUUCAACUGAACUUCCCAAUGGACCGUCGGACUCAGUGUCGCAGCUGGCAUGGUCUCGUGAUGGGCAGGCACUGGCCUGCGCUUCGUGGGACCGAACCUGCCGGGUCUGGCAAAUAACAACUCAGCCGGCGGCCUUCGGCAGCAGUGGCCAAAGCGUUUACAAAGGGAACCCGCAGUCGCUCUUCACAGAAACGGCACCUAUUCUCUCUUGUUGCUUUGGAGAUACAACGCAGAUGCUGCUUACAGCGGGAUGCGACAAGCAGGUGAAGGCGUAUGACCUCAUCAGCGGCCGGACCACAGGGCAGGUCAUCGGGCAGAUAUGCAAGGCGGCUUUCCACGACUGUUUCUUGGGGAUUUGCGACACGUUCCAUGACUGUUUGAUUUUAAAUGUUCCUCUUCUUUUCCAGCAGAACCAGAUAGCCUUUCCUGUCACAACGCCGAGCGCUGCAGCUGCUGCUUCUAUACCGGUCUUCACUAAGGCUGGAUCUCAAUAUCAGAAAAUGCAAACGCGAUCUAUUGCGUUCUUCCCUGACGAUGCUUCACAAUCACCAGGGGCUGCAAUUGGAAGCGUAGAAGGCAGAUGCAGCAUUGUAUACAUCAAAGAAGAGCAUAAGCUGAAGACAUUUGAACCUGCGGGCGCGCCGAUAGCGGAUUUGAAAUAUGACCCCACAUCAACAGCGCUCGCAUACGCCGUGUCUUACGACUGGAAUAAGGGCCCAGACCAGCAAGAGAUGGCAAAAGGACAUCACGUUUACAUUCACGCA
This is a messenger RNA of Eimeria necatrix, 822 nucleotides long. RefSeq names its product poly(A)+ RNA export protein, putative. The transcript is spliced from 6 exons. The annotation marks the transcript as partial. Gene Ontology annotation, molecular function: ubiquitin binding. Lineage: Eukaryota; Apicomplexa; Conoidasida; Eucoccidiorida; Eimeriidae. The record is from RefSeq and is a predicted model, not a curated record.